CAUUCCAACAUCACAAGCAUCGACUCAGUUCUUUCACUACACUCCAAGUCCAACACUACACAGAUACCAAGCGACCACAAAUCAGUUUCCAUUCCCGAACAACUCAGCAAGAAGAAGAAGGAGAAGAGAUGGCCGGUGCAGCGAAGGCAUCGUGGAUGGUGGCGAUGAGCGUGGGCGCCGUGGAGGCGCUCAAGGACCAGGCCGGCCUCUGCCGCUGGAACUACGCGCUCAGGUCCAUCCACCGGGCCGCCAAGGCCAAGGCCAGCGCCCGCGGCGCCGUCUCCCAGGGCAAGAAGCAGCUUCCCAUCUCGGCGGCGGCGGUGGCAGAGAAGCGGCGAGCGGAGAAGGCCGAAGAAGGGCUGAGGACGGUGAUGUACCUCAGCUGCUGGGGACUCAAUUAGUAGUAGCUACGACUGCUAGGUAGUAGGUACCGGUGUUUUGCUCCAGCAAUGGCCUGGCCUGUGACUUGCCUGGUUGUUCCCAUUGUAAUAUACCACCACGACGAUGAUGAUGAAACUUUCAGUCACUUAGCUGAGUUUGCCAAUUCCUUAUCUAUUUGCUUUGAACUGGUUCCAAGUUCGUAGUUCGCGUGUCUCAAUCUGCGCGACAGGUUGUUGGUGAUUAAUUUCUGAAAACUGCAUUUCUUUACCCUGUACUUUUGCUUCAUUGGCAUGAUAAAAUCUUUUGUUGUUUGCAAUCAUUCA
Lolium perenne is the source of this 704-nucleotide messenger RNA. RefSeq lists its product as uncharacterized. The record is from RefSeq and is a predicted model, not a curated record. NCBI's taxonomy places the organism in Eukaryota, Viridiplantae, Streptophyta, Magnoliopsida, Poales, Poaceae.